AUGGCGUACGUCGCGCUGUGCAAGGCGCUCUACGACUACGUCGCCCAGGCCGAAGACGAACUCACGCUCGCCGAGGACGACUACCUCUACAUCCUCGAGUCCGACGACCCCGAGUGGUGGAAGGCCAAGGUCCGUCGCCUCGAUGAAGACGGCACGCCCAUCCAGGAUGGACCGGACGAGGGCACCGUCGGCCUCGUCCCCGCCAACUACGUCGAGGAGGCCGAACCCAUCCGCUUAAGCCGCGCGCUCUACGACUACGAUGCCCAGACCGAAGACGAGCUCUCCAUGGCCGAAGACGAGCUGCUCCGCGUCUACGAAUCCGACGGCACCUGGCUUCUCGUCAAGAAGCAGGGCAACGACCCGCUCAGCGGCGGCGAGGGUCGCCUCGGCUACGUCCCCGCCAACUAUGUCGACGAGGCCGAAGCCGUCGAUACCGGCGCAGCUCCAGCCACCGAGGACCAGUACGAUGCCGCCGACGAUCAGGACGACGAAGAUGAAGACGACGACGACGAUGGCCACGUCACCGCCAUCCCGUCCAUGCAGAUGCCACAAACCGCCCAACUCGGCAAGGGCGACGAGAUCAAAAUGUGGCCCGUCUCGGCGCUCGACAGCAAGAAGAAGAAGAAGAAGGGCACGCUCGGCAUCGGCAACGCCUCGCUCUUCUUUGCCUCCGAAAGCGACAAGACUCCCGUCCAGAAGAUCAGCGUGCUCCACGUCGCGGGCCAUUCGCUCGAGAAGGGCAAGACGCUCCAUCUCCAACUCUCGCCCGACGCCGGCAUGGCCGAGUCCACGCUCGACUUCCACUGCGGCUCUAAGGACGCCGCCGCCGAGAUCGUGCGCAAAAUCGAGACGAGCAAGGCCAACGCGCUCACCGCAUCGUCCGUAGCCCCUACAUCCGCCCCAGCCGCUCCCGCCGCUCCCCCAAUCGCUGCCGCAGCAGCCAUCCCUCCACCACCUCCGGCUCCACCCGCACCCGCUGCGUCCUUGCCACCGCCCACACGCACCGCAAGCGCCGUGCUCCCGCCUCCCGUCCGCAAGACCGUCUCUUUCCAGUCGCAGCAGGAAGCGCAGCAAGCGCCGCAAGAGGCGGAAGAGCAUGCCAUCGCCAUGUACGACUUUGAGGCGCAGGGCGACGACGAGCUCACCGUCGCCGAAAACGAGCACCUCGUCAUCCUCGAGCGCGAGAACGACGACUGGUGGAAGGUGCGUAACGACGCCGGCCACGAAGGUGUCGUCCCCGCCAGCUACGUCGAGGCUACAGACGGUCCGGCCGGUGGCUCGGCAGACCCCGCCUCUUCGGCCGCGCUUGCUGCGCAGCAGGAGGAGGACGAACGCCUUCGCCAGGAGGAGGAGGAGGCCGAAGCGGUUGCACAGGCCGAACGCCAGCGUGAAGCUGCCGAGGCCGCCCAGCGCGCGCAGGAACGCCGUGAGAGGGAGGAGAAGGAACGCACGCGACGCGAGGCGCUCAAGGCACAACCCGCACCUGCGCCUCCCAAACUCACGCAGCGACCCAGCACCACCGAGGUGAGCCGCGCCGCCAAGAAUGUCGCCAUCCCGCAGGGACGCAGCGCGCCUGAGCGACCCAAGGACGCCGGCGGCCGCUCCAAGCCGUCGCCCAACAACACGCGCAUGUGGACCGACCGCACGGGCCAGUUCAAGGUGGAGGCCGAGUUCCUCGGCUUCAACCAGGGCAAGAUCCGGCUGCACAAGAUGAACGGCGUGGUGAUCGAGGUGGUGGUGGAAAAGAUGUCCAACACCGACAUUGCCUUCCUCGAGGACAUUACGGGCAAGAAGCUCAAUCCGACCGACGACGAGAUCGCUGCGUCCACCAGCGCCCGCCGCCGCGAGCGCGAACGCGAGCGCGAGCGCCAGAUGAGCCGCUCGCAGGCGUCGACGACGAGCGGCAUGUCGCGCGAGGAGCGCGAACGCGAACGCGAGAGGCGCAAGGAGAAGGAGCGCGAGCAGCGUCGACGCGAGCAGUCGCGCACGGGCCCCAAGCGCAACGUGGACUGGUUCGAGUUCUUCCUCGCGGCGGGCGUGGAUGUGGACGACUGCACGCGCUACGCCAGCGCGUUUGAGCGCGACAAGAUCGACGAGACGGUGCUGGGCGAUCUGGACGCAAGCACGCUGCGCAGUCUGGGGCUGCGCGAGGGCGACGUGAUCCGCGUGUCCAAGUUCAUCGACCGCAAGUACCGGCGCGACAAGACGGCGUCGUCGCGCCAGUCGAGUCGCGCGAGCGCCAAUCCGGCGGCGGACCUGGAGCGCCAGAUCAAGGCGGACGAGGAGCUGGCGAGGAAGCUGCAGGAGCAAGAGAGCUCGGCGAGGCGAGGCGACACGGUGAGCCCCGCGCCGCCCCAGCUCUUCUCGGGCCCGGACGGCACGCUCAAGAACAACACGCGCAGAGGCAGGCCCACGCCCAAGAACACGGGAGGCAGCAAUGUGGAUGCGGCUUCGUUGGCGGCAGCGAGCGAGUCGCUGGCAAGGACCACCUCGCCGCCGGCGCGCGUGAGCACGGUGAGCCCGGCGAUCGCACCCAAGCGCACCGGCUCAGCGGUGGCCAACGGCUUCGACGACGAUGCCUGGACGCCGCGUCCGCCGAGCACCAAGCCCGCCACGCCUGCGCGUCCAUCGGCAGCCUCGCCUGCGCCCGCAGCCGCACCCCCGGCACCCACGCCGCCGCCUGCACCUGCUGCACCUGCUGCGGCUGCGUCGCCCGCCCCGGCCGCGUCGCCGGCGCCAGCGGACCCCAACUCGGCGCUGUUCGAGAAGCUCGCGGCGAUGAAGCCGCCGUCGGCGGGUGCGAGUCCGCGGCCGGGCGCGAGCCCUUCGCCGGCGUCGUCGUUCCUGGGCCAGUCGCAGGCAUACAACCCGAAUGCGCCGCGCGGACCAUUUGCGCCCGUGCCGGCCAACCAGGGCCUGCUGCAGCCACUGGUGCCCACGCAGGGAACCGGCCAGUUUGUGCCGACCAAGAUGCAGCCGCAGCAGACGGGCUAUAUGGGCAUGCAGAUGACGGGCAUGCAGCCGCAGCAGACCGGUUGGGGCAUGCAAGGCAUGCAGGGUAUGCAGGGUAUGCAGGGUAUGCAGGGUAUGCAGGGUAUGCAGGGUAUGCAGCCGCAGAUGACGGGCUUCAACAACGGCGCCAUGUCUCCCAUGUCCUCAAUGGGGCAAAUGGGACAGAUGGGUCAGAUGGGGAUGCAGCCUCAGCAAACCGGGUUUGGCGGUGCGGGUGGACAUGGAUUCAACCAGUUUGGCCAGCAGGGCGUGGCGAGCGUGCAGAGUCCGCAGCAGAUGAUGGCGCAGCAGACGGGCUUUGGCAUGGGCUCGCAGCAGCAGGUGCAGCAACAGCAGCAGCAGCAGGAGGACAAGGACAAGUUCAACGCGUCCAACAUCUUCCAGCAGAUGAAGAGCGGUUCGUUUGCCAAGGACCCCAAUGCGGCGCCGCAGACGAGCGACAAGUACGAUGCGCUGCGUCCGCAGCCGACCGGCUUCCAGCCGGGUGGAGUCAUGCCUCAAUUCACGGGCAUGGGGUACGGCCAGCAGCAACAGCAGCAGCAGUUUGGAAACAACGGUUUCGGUGGAGGCUAUGGAGGCUAUUGA
This is a messenger RNA of Moesziomyces antarcticus, 3597 nucleotides long. Its product is annotated as cell wall organization and biogenesis-related protein. Gene Ontology annotation, molecular function: identical protein binding; ubiquitin binding; cytoskeletal protein binding. The transcript has a single exon. The record is from RefSeq and is a predicted model, not a curated record. NCBI's taxonomy places the organism in Eukaryota, Fungi, Basidiomycota, Ustilaginomycetes, Ustilaginales, Ustilaginaceae. The coding region runs from base 1 to 3597 and encodes 1198 amino acids.